Zea mays is the source of this 755-nucleotide messenger RNA. RefSeq lists its product as uncharacterized. The record is from RefSeq and is marked predicted. The transcript has a single exon. The coding region runs from base 136 to 594 and encodes 152 amino acids. NCBI's taxonomy places the organism in Eukaryota, Viridiplantae, Streptophyta, Magnoliopsida, Poales, Poaceae.
GUGUAGUGUGUACUGGUAGUGUAGUCGGUUUCCAUUCUUUCUCGCUUGGCCAUCCACUUACGCCAGUCCAUCCAAGAUCCAACCUCUCUCUCUCUCUCUCUCUCUCUCUCUCUCGGUAGUCCGAUCCACCAAACCAUGUCGGGCAGCCAGGUCGGCGGCGGCGGGCUGCGAGGGUGGAGCCCUUUCGACGUGAUCCGCAGCUUCCCGUCGACGCCCGAGUCGCUAAUGUCGCAGAUCGACGCGGCCAUCGUCUCCACCGAGUACGCCCGCGCCUGCGCCCUCCUCGACCCCUCCCAAGUCUCAGCCUCGUCGCCGCCCGAGAUCGAUCCCGAGGGCCAGGGGGACCGGGGAGCCUCCCCUCUGCCUCCGGCCUGCUACGACGCGAGGGUCGCGGACGAGGCGUACCGCGCGGCGUGCGCGGCGCUGGGAGCGGGACGGCCCGACGCCGCCGUGCGGUCGCUGCGGGCGGCGCUGGCGAGCUGCCCGCCGGACAAGGCCGCGGCUGUGGCCAAGGUGAGGUCCAUGCUGGCCAUCGCGUCAGCGCAGCUGCACAAGCAGCAGCACCAGGCCCAGCAGCAGCAGAGCAGGAACUGAGGCCGUCCUACUUCGCCAUAGCUGCUGCAAUCUAUUGAUGCAAUUAUUACUGCGAUGUUUUAUUAGGCCAUGAUCAGACGCAAUAAACGUUCAGAUUAAUGCAUCCUGUUCCAUUUGCAGCCAUGUAUGUGGCCCAAAUCAUGGAAAGGGAAUCUUGUGAG